Molecule: messenger RNA, 1914 nt
Organism: Rotaria sp. Silwood1
Lineage: Eukaryota; Metazoa; Rotifera; Eurotatoria; Philodinida; Philodinidae
Source: the annotation of a GenBank genome assembly
AUGACAUCAAAGCGUAACGAUCAUUAUUUUCAUACCUCUUAUUCUUUAAAUUUUCUUUUGAAUAAUAAUUCAACAGACGAUGAUUCUACAUCAUUUCCAAGUUUAGAUAUAGAUCAAAUUUUUGGUCUACGUAAUUUAUCUUCAAAUUUAAAUACACUUUUAAAUCAUCGACGUAGAUCAAGUACAAGUUUAAUAAACUCAAGUGCAAAUAAUAAAGAUUCAAAUAAAAGUGUUGUCAUCAUUAAUGGUUCUCUAUUUGAUGCACAAUUAUUUCAACCUAUUCGUUCAUCUUAUAUUAUUGAUUAUGGAAAUACAUCACAAGAUCUCAAUCGACAUCUUGAAGGUCACAACAUAUCAUCAAAAUGUUCAACAUUAGAUGCUCAUCUAUUCAAAUUAGCAUUUAUAAUAACAUUAUCAGAUGGGUACGUUGAUAAUGAAGUUUUAGUUGAUUAUUGUCCACAUAACAAUACCAAUGUGAAUAUUCUUGAUGAAAUUUCACAUUAUAAACGAUUUUGUUUUCCUGAAUUAAAUUCUAAACGAAAAUCUAAAGGACAAUUUUUAAAUGAUAAAUCAACAUAUGUUUUUACACGAACACGUUCAAAUGGACAAGUUGAAUAUGGUUAUUGUCGACGAUUGACAACAAAUUCUAAUCAAGUAACAAAAUUUCCCAUUGUAUUUUGUAUAGUUUCGGCUUAUUCAUAUUUUAAACUUUACGAUGCUAUUUUAAAUGAAAUAACUAAAGUAUACUUAACAAAUGAAUUUGAAUGUAAUUUUUUAAUACAAUCAUUCUAUUCGAAACCAUUACCUGUGCCUACUCUAAGUUCAUCAGGUAUAAUAUGUAUGCUAAAUGAUCGUCGCAUAUUUUAUUAUUUAUGUCCACGUGAUAAUCGUCUUAAUCAUGAUUAUUAUUCUACAUUACUUUCAUGUCUAUCACCAAAUCAUAUCGUUCAGUUAUUUGAAUCAAUAUUAUGUUCAAAACGUAUAUUAGUUUUUUCACGUUCUCCAUCAAAAUUAACAAAAUGUUGUCUUGCUUUAUCAUUGUUAAUUUAUCCAUUUAUAUGGUCUUUUCCAUUGGUUUCAUUAAUGCCAUCAUUAUGGUUGCAUGAUUUAGUCGAAUCUCCAUGUCCCUAUAUAUAUGGUUGUUUAUAUGAAACAAUACAAGAUAUACCAUCAACAGUUGAUCAUGAUGCAAUACAUGUUGAUCUUGAUUUAAAUACAAUUGCAGAUCCUACUGAUAAUAUAUAUUUAUUACCACUUAAUCUUCGACGAACAUUCGAAUCAUCACUCGAAUAUAUCAUUAAAUAUCGUUUCAGAAAAGUAAACUCAAAUUUAAUUAAUAUAGCUGUCAGUGAAGCAUGCUUAAAUGUAUUCAUAGAAUUAUUUUAUCGUUUACCAGACUUUUUUAAACAAAAGAAUAUAUCAACAAAAAAAAAUGAUGACCAAUGUUCGAUGUGUUCAAAUUAUUUUAUAGAGUCUGAUAGUGAAAAUGAUCUUGAAUCGCUUGUAUCUGUUGAUUUAGAACAAACAACAACAACAACAACAACAACAACAACAACAAAUAAUGAGGAUAAACAAGAUAAAAAUCGGUUCGAUUAUGAUUUUCAGUCUGAAGAAUUUCUUAGUGCACAACCAAAAUCUUAUGUUUCAUUUCUUAAAGGAUUUAUUCAUGGAAUGAUAUUUUUAAAAUUUCUUGAUGAUUAUCAACAAAAUGAUGGUAAUAAUAAAGAAUUCUUUUUACUUUUUACUCAACGUUUAAAGGAACGACGUCAAAUGACAUCUGAUGAUCAAUCAAUAAAUCCAUUAAUAAGAUUCCAACAAACAUUUGAUUUAUUAGCAAAACAAAUUGAUCAAGUAUCUAAACAAGCAAAUCCAUCUUUUUCAAAAUAUUUGAAAAAAAUUUUUGAACAGAACUAA